Molecule: messenger RNA, 2213 nt
Organism: Benincasa hispida (wax gourd)
Lineage: Eukaryota; Viridiplantae; Streptophyta; Magnoliopsida; Cucurbitales; Cucurbitaceae
Product: ENTH/ANTH/VHS superfamily protein
Biological process (GO): clathrin-dependent endocytosis; vesicle budding from membrane; clathrin coat assembly
Cellular component (GO): clathrin-coated vesicle; clathrin-coated pit
Molecular function (GO): 1-phosphatidylinositol binding; SNARE binding; phosphatidylinositol-4,5-bisphosphate binding
Source: RefSeq, a predicted model, not a curated record
UUAAGCGAAAAAUAAUUUUUUUUUGCUCUUCAUUUUCGUCGAUGCGCAAAUUUUUGGUUAGAGAGAAAGAAAGAGAGAGAGAUUUCGGUGGUUUUGGUUGUUAAUGGAAGAUUCAAUGACGGAGGAAAGAAGAUGAUCGCCAUUUCCUUUCUCUCCCUCUCUCUCCCUCUCUCUCCUCAAUCAUCAUCUUCCUCGUUCUAGUUUCCAUGGGCACAUUUCAGAGCUUCCGCAAAGCUUAUGGCGCUCUCAAAGAUUCCACCAAGGUCGGCCUUGCUAAGGUCAACAGCGAAUUCAAGGAUUUGGAUAUCGCCAUUGUCAAGGCUACCAAUCACGUUGAAUGCCCGCCUAAAGAACGUCAUGUUCGAAAAAUAUUUACGGCGACGUCCGUGGUGAGGCCUAGGGCGGAUGUGGCGUAUUGUAUUCAUGCAUUGGCCAAGAGAUUGUCGAAGACGCGGAAUUGGAUCGUUGCCUUGAAGACGUUGAUAGUUGUACAUAGGACACUGAGAGAGGGUGAUCCAACCUUCAGGGAAGAACUUCUCAAUUAUUCACACAGAGGACAUAUUCUCCAAAUAUCCAAUUUUAAGGAUGACUCAAGUCCUCUUGCUUGGGAUUGUUCUGCAUGGGUAAGAACAUAUGCUCUUUUUCUAGAAGAGAGACUUGAAUGUUACAGAAUCUUGAAGUAUGAUAUUGAAUCCGAACGUCUAACGAAAACAUCACCAGGAUCAACAAAGGUACAUAGUAGGACACGAUUGCUGAAUUCUGAUGAGCUACUGGAGCAGCUGCCUGCAUUGCAGCAGCUUCUCUACCGCCUUAUGGGAUGUCAGCCAGAAGGAGGAGCUUACAGCAAUUAUCUUAUCCAGUAUGCCCUGGCUCUGGUACUCAAAGAGAGCUUUAAAAUAUAUUGUGCAAUAAAUGAUGGAAUAAUAAAUCUUGUGGACAUGUUCUUUGAUAUGCCAAGGCAUGAUGCAGUUAAAGCUCUCAAUAUAUACAAAAGAGCAAGCAACCAGGCUGAAAAUCUUGCGGAUUUUUACGAAUAUUGUAAGGGAUUGGAACUUGCUAGAACUUUUCAGUUUCCCACAUUGAAGCAGCCACCUCCAUCAUUUCUUUCAACAAUGGAAGAAUAUAUAAGAGAAGCACCACAGACAGGUUCUGUUAAUAAGAGACUGGAAUACCGAGAGGCAGAGCAAUUGACUCAGGAACCGGAUAAGCCCGAAGAACCAUCCGAAGUUGAAAAGGAAGUUGAAAAUGUUGAGGACAACAACCCACUGGUUGAAACAGAAGAAGAACCCCAACAGAAGGAAGAGGAGGUCGCUGAACCUCCACCUCUAAUAGCAACCAACGACACAAGUGAUCUUCUGGGUCUGAAUGAAAUAAAUCCUAGAGCUGCAGAAAUAGAGGAAAGCAAUGCUUUAGCUCUUGCUAUUAUUACAAAUGGGAAUGAUCCAUCUUCUUCAAAUCGUGGUUUGAGUGACAUUGGCGGUAGUGGUUGGGAGCUGGCGCUUGUUACCACACCAAGCAAUAAUGCUGGUCCAGCGGUCGAAAGCAGACUGGCCGGUGGUUUUGACAAGCUAUUGCUUGAUAGCUUGUAUGAAGACGAACAAGCCAGAAGACAUCUUCAGCUGCAGAACGCAGGAUAUGGACCAUACGGCGAAAUGAUGGUGCAGAAUCCAUUCGAACAGCACGACCCAUUUUCAAUGUCGAGCAACAUAGCACCUCCCCCGAACGUGCAAAUGGCAAUGAUGGCACAGCAACAACAAAUGCUUUUCCAACACCAGCAACAACAGCCUUUACAAAGCAAUGCCUUCCCUCAGCAAAAACAGCAACAGCAGCAAUUACAUUCAAAUGACUCCAUGAUGAUGGUACCUUAUCAACAACAAUUGCCUCAAUACCCUCAACAACAAAUGCAACAAAUUGGUCCUAAUCCAUUUGGUGACCCUUUUCUUUCCUUUCCUCAAACUUCACUACCCCCAGGAGGAAAUCAUAAUCUAAUCUAGAUUUUUCUUUUCCCUUUUUAUUUUGACUUCAAGUUCUGUAAUUUUUUUUCUUCCUUUUAUUAAAUUUAUGAUCAUAGGGCUAUUAUAUGUUCUCUCUACUGUGAAGUUGAUAAGUUUAUUAUUUGUAACUGAUUAAAUAAUGGAAGGUGUAAUUUGGUUUUGGGAGUAUAUGAAUACAAACAUUUAUUUCAAAGCAAGGAAUUAAGAUGUGAUUAUGCU